Mycotypha africana is the source of this 1236-nucleotide messenger RNA. RefSeq names its product Thiolase, N-terminal domain-containing protein. Lineage: Eukaryota; Fungi; Mucoromycota; Mucoromycetes; Mucorales; Mycotyphaceae. The transcript has 3 exons. Gene Ontology annotation, cellular component: peroxisome. Gene Ontology annotation, molecular function: acetyl-CoA C-acyltransferase activity. The record is from RefSeq and is a predicted model, not a curated record. Gene Ontology annotation, biological process: fatty acid beta-oxidation; phenylacetate catabolic process. Bases 1 to 1236 code for a protein of 411 amino acids.
AUGGCCAAUUUGCCUUAUCCUAUUCCUUUGCCCGGUCUGUCUGAUUCUCAACUCACCAAAUUAAAUGCGAAAUCUCCUGAAGAUAUAGUGAUUGUCUCAGCUUUACGUACCGCUCUUACUAAAUCACGUAAAGGCGGUUUUAAGGAUACACUUGCUGAUGAACUCUUAUAUAACGUGUUGAAGGCAACUCUUGACAAAACAGGAAUUGAUCCCACCUUGGUACAAGACAUCACUGUUGGCAAUGUCUGUACCAAUCUUGCCAAUGCUGCCAGAAUGGCCUCACUAGCUGUUGGCUUCCCCGAAACCACUUCUGUCAGUACUUGUCACCGUCAAUGUUCUUCAGGUCUCCAGGCCGUUGUUCAGGUUGCUACAGCCAUUCAGUCAGGUCUCAUUGAUAUCGGCAUUGGCGCUGGUGUUGAAUCCAUGACAUCUGAUUAUUUUACUCGUACCAAUCAAUUCUCCAAAAAAUUAACUACUGUACCUUGCGUUGCUGAUUGUCAAUUGCCUAUGGGUAUUACUUCUGAAAAUGUAGCAGCGGAAUAUGGCAUUACUCGCCAAGAACAGGAUCAAUUUUCUGUUGCUUCACAUAAAAAAGCUGCUGCUGCUCAAAAGGCAGGUUACUUCAAGGAAGAAAUUGUUCCUGUUACGGUUGAGGUCACCGAUAAGGAUGGUAAAAUAAAGAAAGUAGUCGUUGAUGAAGAUGAUGGUGUUCGUGCUGGUACCACGAUUGAAAUUUUAUCCAAAUUAAAGCCUGCUUUUAACAAAGAAGGAUCAACAACAGCAGGUAAUGCGUCUCAAAUUUCGGAUGGUGCUGCUGCUGUACUUUUGAUGAAGCGCAAGACUGCUGCAAAAUAUGGUCUUCCUAUUCUUGGUAGAUAUGUUACUUCUGCUGUGGUAGGUGUGCCUCCUCGUGUCAUGGGUAUUGGCCCUGCUUAUGCCAUUCCUGUUGCCCUUGAACGUGCUGGCUUGAAGGUCGCAGAUGUUGAUAUCUUUGAAAUCAAUGAAGCAUUUGCAUCUCAAGCUGUUUACUGUUCAAAGGUAUUGAAAAUCCCUUUUGAAAAGGUUAAUCCUAAAGGUGGUGCUAUCGCUAUUGGACAUCCUUUGGGUUGUACAGGUGCGCGCCAAAUCGCUACACUUUUCCCUGAAUUGAGACGCCAAAAUAAGCGUAUUGGCGUGACGAGUAUGUGCAUUGGCAGUGGUAUGGGUAUGGCUGCCGUUUUUGAGAGAGAGUUGUAA